Linnemannia hyalina is the source of this 396-nucleotide messenger RNA. The record is from the annotation of a GenBank genome assembly. Lineage: Eukaryota; Fungi; Mortierellomycota; Mortierellomycetes; Mortierellales; Mortierellaceae.
AUGUUCGCCGCAUCAAGACAACUCGUCGCCCGCACCAUCCGCACCUUCUCUACAUCCGCUGCCUCACUCGAUGCCGCGGCAAGCACAACCGCCACAUCCACAUCAGCAGCAGCACCAGCAGUAUCAGCAACAAAGACGACCUCAUUGCCAAGGACAUACUUUGUAGAACGCACCAAGGCCGGCCAGCUCCCCGUCUACUCCGAGUUCAAGAACGCCGGCACCCGCCCCCUCACUGUCAUCCGCAAGAUCCAGGGCAACGCCACUGCGUUGAAGACAGAUUUGUUGGUGACUUACCCAAACGCAGAGGUCCGUGUGAACGAACGCAGCAACCAGGUCAUCCUCAAGGGUCUCGUCAUGGAUGAUGUCCGCCAGUGGCUCACCGUCAAGGGCUUCUAA